AUGGCCGAGAAAAUUUCUGCCUUCCCUCGCCUACUUUUGGCCGGUAGCCCAUCUGCCGCUGAUAAAGGCACGCUAUUGCUGGGUGUGAUAUGUUCCAUCGCAGCUGGUGUUCCCUUCCCACUAAUCGGAGUCCUAUUUGGUCAGCUCCUCGACGAUUUCAACGCAGCCACAUGUAGUGAGUCUUCUGGGUCUUCAGACAGCGAAGAUCAAAGUGGAAUCAACAGCAGAAUCGCCAUCAUCGUAUACCUAGCCAUUGCCCAAUUCGUUCUCAUCUAUGCGCAUCUUUCAUGCUGGAGUCUUCAUGGCGCGCGAUUGGCCCAGAGACUGCGCGAACGUUAUUUGCAGAAUUUGCUUCGACAGGAACCAUCAUAUUUCGAUGAUUUGCCUCCUGGAGAAGUCGCCUCGCGAUUAAAUAACGAUGUUCAGACAAUUCGCUCCGGCACUUCGGAGAAAGUGGGAAUAGUCCUCUCCAGUCUCUCCUUUUUCGUUACGGCUUAUAUUGUAGCCUUCAUCAAAGACUGGAAGCUUGCAGCAAUGUUACUGUCGUUGAUUCCGGCCUAUUUCCUGAUGUCGUUUAUUGGCACUUAUUAUAUCGAAAAAUACUCUGGACUCAUGUCAGACCAUGCAGCUACCGCCGCAUCGAUUGCUUCGGAAGCGCUUUCUAACAUCGUUGUGGUGCAGGCUUUUGGUGGAAAUUCUCGAUUGGAGAACAAAUUCUCUACUGCACUUAAAGCUUCGAGGUCUGAAGGCUUGAAAAAAGCAACGGCGAUUGGUAUACAGUCCGGAUUCUUGUAUUUCAUUGCUUAUUCCGCCAACGGAUUAGCAUUUUGGCAAGGAAGUAAAAGUAUCGCAAAUUCUGUGCGCAACAACACUGCAGGCGUCACUGUUGGUGCUACUUUUACAGUUAUCUUUAUCCUGGUCGAGGGGCUUUCGGGAAGUGGAAAGUCGACUGUCGCUGGUCUGGUCACAAGAUUGUAUGACCCUACGCAUGGCCAAAUUCUCUUCGACGGCCAGGAUAUUCGCGAGGUUAAUGCCCGUGAUUUGAGAGGUUACCUUAGCUUGGUACAACAGGAACCAUCUCUCCUCGACCGUUCACUCUUGGAAAAUAUCGCACACGGCUUGAUAAACUCGAGCCAUGCAAAUCAUGCGCAUUUGAAGACAGCACUUAACAGUUCAGAACUUUCAAAUCUAGCAAAUGAGGUCAGAGAGGGUAAAGAUCUCAUGACUGCUGCAGAAUCACGAGCUCCGGAAAUCGUCGAAAUAGCCAAGUUAGUUCGAAAAGCCGCAGAGCUUGCAGAUGCAGAUUCCUUCAUUACUGCCUUGCAACAUGGAUACGGAACUACCGUCGGAUCUAGUGGACGCUUGAUAAGUGGUGGACAGAAGCAAAGAGUGGCUCUUGCUAGAGCACUUGUUAAGGAUCCCGCUGUUCUUAUUUUGGACGAAGCAACAGCCUCUUUGGACUCAAGAAGUGAACAACGUAUUCAACAGGCCAUCAACAAGAUUGCUAGUGGUAGAACUAUGAUCACUAUUGCGCAUCGUCUGUCCACAAUCACCAACGCGGAUAAUAUCAUCGUGAUGCACAAAGGUCAUAUCGUGGAACAAGGAAGCCACUCCGUAUUGAUGGCUAAGAAUGGAGCAUACGCUGAUCUAGUCAAAUUGCAAGGCCUUGGAUCUGCAUCCGGAAAAAAUGAAAGAGCUAGCAUAGAUAGUGUUAGUAAAUCUGUAGCAACUUCAGUUACCGACGGCGAUGUUGAGAAGAGCAGCCUGAGAAGCGCCCCCCUUGGGGAUGCGGGAAAACCCGAAUUCUCAGCAAAGGAAGAAGCCGUCGCUGAUUCGCCGGAGGAAGAACAAGAACCUGAAACUCCGAACAAAUCUUUAUGGGCUUUAAUGAAGGGCUAUGCUCCAGCAUUGCGACCACACUUGCUUAUGAUAUUUAUCUCCCUUGUUGGCGCCGUUGUUGUUGGCGGAGCUUUCUCUGGCGAAGCCGUCAUUUUCGGAAAUACAGUUGGAAGUCUGAAUCCUUGCAAGAGCGCCAAUUAUAUUGAUACCCGAGGAAACUUCUACGGACUUUUAUUCUUCAUCCUUGCGAUUAUUGAGUUCUUCGGUAAUUUGGUCAGUUGGGCAGGAUUCGGCUGGAUCUCCGAGAAAAUUGUUUUUACGGUGAGAGUCUUGUCAUUCCGAUCAUUGUUCGAACAAGAUCUUCAAUGGCAUCAAUCUGACGGCCGAACACCAGCUGUACUCCUCUCAUAUAUUACCAGGGAUGGUAACGCUUUGGCUGGUUUGAGCGGAUCGGUCAUUGGCACAUUAUUCUCCAUUUCCGUGAAUCUCAUCGCAGCAAUUGUUUUGACUCACAUCAUAGCCUGGAGAAUAGCACUUGUCUGCUUGGCUCUAGUACCACUCUUACUUGGAGCUGGACUGAUGGAACUUCGAGUACUUGGUCAAUUUGAGGAUCGACACGAAAAUGCUUAUACUCAGUCAGUCGACAUUGGUGUCGAAGCCAUUACCUCCAUCAAGAUCAUCGCGUCUCUUUCGCUUGAGGAAGAGACACUAGCGACUUACCGAAGAUCUUUGAAAGGGCCUCGCACGGAGACUUUCAAAGUUAGUCUCCUAGCAAGUCUUUGGCAGGCGACAACCUAUUUCCUUGGAAAUCUUGUGAAUGCACUAGCAUAUUGGUGGGGUGCCAAACAAAUUCUAGCGGGCAACUACACACAAACACAAUUCCUUAUUGUCGUAUUCUCCCUCCUUGUCAGCGCAUUACUCUGGAGUCAAAUGUUCGCUCUCGCACCAGAACUUUCCAAUGCUCGGGCGGCCAUGGCAAGAAUCUUGAGUCUCAUUGAAAUUGGAUCGGAUAAGAUGCAAGGACAUGUGGAGGAUCUACCAUCUACUGAUAUCGAGGCCACGGCCGAAACGAAACCCCCAAUUUCAUCCUCCGGAGCCUCCAGUGUACAACUACGGGAUAUCCACUUCUCCUAUCCUGCUAGACCAGAUAUGCAAGUAUUAAACGGCAUGAACAUUGAUAUUCAGCCCGGAAAAUUUUGUGCUCUUGUUGGUCCAUCCGGUGCUGGUAAAUCGACGAUCAUUUCAUUGGUCGAACGAUUAUACACACCACAAACUGGAUCCAUCAUUAUUGACGGCGUUGACGUGACGAAGCACCGAGAUGUCGCCUUCCGCGAUUCUAUCGCUCUAGUACCACAAGAAAGCGUGCUCUUUGAAGGAACUGUGGAGUUCAACAUUGGAUUUGGAGCUAGACCCGGUCAUGAAGUAAGCAUGGACGAGAUCAUCGCCGCAUGUAAACUCGCCAAUAUCCAUGACACUAUCGCAGCCUUACCAGAUGGAUACCAGACUCUCUGCGGAACCAACGGUAACCAAUUCUCAGGAGGACAGAAACAAAGAUUAUCGAUCGCUCGCGCGCUCGUUCGAAAGCCUAAGUUGUUGAUUCUAGACGAAUCAACUAGUGCUUUAGAUGCGGAGUCGGAAAAGCUCUUGCAAGAUGGACUUGAGAAGGCCGCGAGGGGAAUCACGGUUAUUGCUAUUGCUCAUCGUUUACGGACGAUUAGAAAGGCGGAUAUCAUUUUCUUGGUGGAUGCGGGAAGAUGUGUGGAUCAGGGAUCACAUGAGGAGUUGCUGGAGAGGUCGGAAAGUUAUAGGGCUAAUGUCAUGCAUCAAACAGUGGUUUAG
Sclerotinia sclerotiorum 1980 UF-70 is the source of this 3678-nucleotide messenger RNA. RefSeq lists its product as hypothetical. Gene Ontology annotation, cellular component: membrane. The transcript has 2 exons. Gene Ontology annotation, molecular function: ATP binding; ATP hydrolysis activity; ABC-type transporter activity. NCBI's taxonomy places the organism in Eukaryota, Fungi, Ascomycota, Leotiomycetes, Helotiales, Sclerotiniaceae. The record is from RefSeq and is a predicted model, not a curated record. Bases 1 to 3678 code for a protein of 1225 amino acids. Gene Ontology annotation, biological process: transmembrane transport.